Molecule: messenger RNA, 2802 nt
Organism: Suillus paluster
Lineage: Eukaryota; Fungi; Basidiomycota; Agaricomycetes; Boletales; Suillaceae
Exons: 11
Coding region: 1-2802 (933 amino acids)
Source: RefSeq, a predicted model, not a curated record
AUGCACGAGUCUACUCUACCUGACAAUGAAAACUCGUUUUCUUUGGCCGAUGAUGAUCCCAUGCCCAUGGAUAAUGUUUUGGGGGAUGAUGAGGCCUUGCCUCAAAGGCGCAGGCAGAUGGCAGCAGGGGAACGAGACACUUAUCUCGCCGAACUGAUCCGGUUAGAUGGACGCAGUGAUAGCUCUAGCAAUGUGUGCGGGGAAUGUUGUGCCCAUGCACAAUUUCGAUGUCUGGAUUGUGACAACUUGCAACUGUACUGUCGCGGAUGCACUGUGGCCAAUCACUCGUGGUCUCCUACCAAUCGAAUACAGGUCAUGUCAUUGAAGGCUCUCAGCCUUCAUAUCCAGCUUGGGCAUCCUGUGUUUAACGGCAAGUUUGUGCUAAUAGACACGAAUGGCAUUCAUGAAGUCGGGUUGGAUUUCUGUGGAUGUGAAACUUCAAACUCGCAUGUCAGACAGCUUCUUCGCCACGGAUGGUUCCCAUCAACAUCAACUGACCCGAGGACUGCAGCUACCUUUCAACUGCUGUGCCAUUUCCAACUUCUAUCAUUCAAAUCAAAGGUGUCCACCUAUGAGUUCUACCACUCACUAGUUUGUCUGACGGAUAAUAUGGGUCUCACAAAACCCAAGUGGCGACAUCUCAAGAUUUUGAAACACUUUGGUCGUGGACAUGAAGAGGGCAGUGUUAAUGGCACAUCACAAGGUGAAUGUGUCAUUAUCUGUCCAGCUUGUCUGCAGCCUGGUAAGAAUUUGCACAAAGGCUGGGCACUUGCGACGAAAGCCAACCAGUGGUUGUACGCCACAUUUUUGGCAAUUCACGUGAACUUUUGCUUAAAAAGACACAAUGUAUCGAGCGACGAGGCAGAUCCCAGUUUGUCUACAGGGUGGUCAUAUUUUGUGGAGGAGGCCGACUACAAGUCCUAUCUAGGCCAACAUCUUGGAGAAAAAAGCACAUGCUCCAGUCAUAACGCGGUGAAUAUGGCCAACACUAAACCAUCGCAGGGACUGGCUGCCACUGGUGUUGGCACGAUAGACUGUGCAUGUCAUAACAUGAAGCAUGCUAAUGGAGUCGGUGAUCUACAGAAGGGUGAGAAGUAUAUCAACAUGGAUUACCUUUUCUUCUCCAGCUUGCACGACAAUUCAGUCAAAAUGUUAAAUGUGUCCUACAACAUCACGUGUCAGUGGCAUAAACACCUCUGGUCAUGCAUGGAAUCCCUCCCUCAUUCCCAUCAUUUAGAUUAUCUUUCAAAGGUCAUCCACUUCUUUGUGCCAAAGUUUCACCUUCCCGCGCAUGUCACAAAGUGCCAGACUAGAUUCUUGUUCAACUUCACUCGUUUUGUUGGCCACACGGACGGCGAAGCCCCAGAAAGAGGAUGGUCAAAUAUUAAUCCUGUGGCUGCAAGUACAAAGAACAUGGGCCCAGGGUGUCGGCGAGACACGCUGGACGACCAUUUCGGCGACUGGAACUGGAAGAAGGUGGUAGGGUUGGGCGCAUCUCUCCUCCACAAGAUGAAAGACGCUCGUGUUGAAAGGGCUGAACACCAAGCAGCUUUCAAGGAGUUUGAUACCGUGAUUACCCCCAAACAUCGCGCAACAUGGCUAAAUGAAAUUGAGGCCUGGGAAGAGAAUCCUAACGACUUGACACUGGCCAAUCCGUUUGAAACCAAAUCUAUUGCAAUCACACAGGCAGGCGCAUGGCGAAAACUAGCCGAGCUGGAAGCUGACGAGCUACAGUGCAGGGUAGAUGUCUCCCUGCACCCAGAAAUAUCACCUAGCAUACUCAUUGCAUCUGGCCUAGAUCUCGAAGAUGAACAAUGUCGUCUUAGUUCUCUGAUUGACUCCAUAGGCCCUCAUGCCACUGAUAUACAGCAGGGCAGCCUCAUUCGGAAGCGCAACUCUCUCCGGCAUAAAAUUGAGACCUGGAGGGGUGUCCAGGUCCUUUACAUGCCUGCAGUACAGAGUCUUAUUCAAAGAGGGCACGAAGACCACAAGAAUGCCGAAGAUCUUACAUUGUGGCUACCUUCACGGCUACGGAACAAACCUUGCGAUCAGCACCUCCAGAAUGACGAGUGGGAACUACGGUAUGCACAAGCUCAUGAUGCCCUCGAAGAACUCUGUCAGUGUCUUCGGAUACACUUCUCGCUUCUGACAUUCAAGCAUGAAUGGAUGCAUGGUCAAGGUGCCAAUACACGAGGCCAGAACGCCCUCGCUCAUGUCCACGCUCGGCACACUAUGUGCAUCAAUCGCUACAGGUCAGCUUGGACGGCAUUAAAGUCUCUGGCCAUGCUAUUGAAGAAGAAGGACUGGCAUGGAAAGUUGCAGGAGCUAGUGGAUGACCAUAUCAAGCCGCUCGUGGAUCCUUUCAGUGUCGGACAAGGACGACGUCAGGUUUCGUGGAUCUGGAUGAUGGAGGGCAUCGAUUGUAAUGGCAAUGAGAGUACUGAUGACGGUGUGUGCAUUGAAUGGUGCAAGAGCCGUGCAAGAGCCCUACGUUGGACAGAAGAGAUAGAAUUGUUGACAGAGGAAAUGGGGAGAGUCGUCCGUUUUUUCAACUGGGAGGUACAGCGGUGGGAAGAAUGGAGAAGUCACUGUGUGGGGGGGAACUCGGCUGAUACUGAAGGUUUACAGGCAUAUGCAGCGCGACAGGCUGAUAUCCGUUGGAGGCUCGCCAAUCAUUUUGGUUGUCUUUGGGCGCCUUACCUGCCCCAGAUGCUGGACCUAUCUCUGUCUAUCACAUCCCCUGAGCGCGAGCUGCAAUUACCUGACUUAACGAUCCCCAAUGUCCCCCUUGAUGGGUACUGA